UAGGGUCGUAAGUUCUGUGGGUCGUAAGUUCUGCUGACGAGAGACCAACGAGCUGCUCGCUUCUCUAGCAACGAGCCGCGCGCGUGCGCGUGUGCGCGGGCGCGCGUGUCUGUGAACGCUGUGUCGAUAAAGUUGAUUCAAAGCGUCUCCGCUGCAUCGAUGGCGGCCCCCGCGGCGUGGAGGAGGCUGCUGUCCUCCGCGGGCUCACCGGCCGCCACCGGCGCGUUCACACGGCUCUCUGACCGGCUCCUACGCGCACGCGACCGGAGAGCAGGGUCCUCGGUGCUGCUGCUCGCCCCCCUCCUGGCCGAGGCGGACCCCCCCCGACAUGUCCCCAGGCCCCCCGGCCCGACCGGAGCUCCGGGCCCGGACGGCCUGUGUGGCUUCCAGUGGAUGGCGGAACACGUCCCGGCCUUCCGUGUGCCGGGCAGACGCGUCCACGUCCUCACGUCGCCAGACCACUUCUACCAGACCAUGAAGGCGCGGAUCAAGACCGCGAGGAGGCGGGUGGUGAUGGCCUCAUUGUAUCUAGGAACCGGCCAACUGGAGCAGGAGCUGGUGGACUGCAUGGAGGAGGCUCUGCUGCGCUCACAGGAGAACCUGAAGGUCUCCAUCCUGCUGGACUACACUCGCGGCUCACGAGGGCGGACCAACUCCAGGACCAUGCUGCUGCCGUUGUUGCGGCGCUUCUUCUCCCAGAUGAGGGUGUCUCUGUACCACACCCCGGACCUGAGGGGCCUGCUGAGGCUGCUGGUGCCGCAGCGCUUCAACGAGACCAUCGGAGUCCAGCACAUCAAGGUCUACCUGUUUGAUGACAGCAUCAUCAUCAGCGGGGCCAACCUGAGCGACUCGUACUUCACCAACAGGCAGGACCGCUACGUCCUGCUGGAGAACUGCAGCGAGGUCGCCGACUUCUUCUCGGACCUGGUGGACGCCGUGGGAGACGUUUCCCUGCAGCUGCAGCCCGACGACUCGGUCACCACGAUGGAGGGCGCGGUGCACCCCUACCACGGCGACAGGCAGGCGUUCUCCGCGGCGGCGAGGAAGCGGAUCAUGGAGGUGGUGAACCGGGCCCACGUGAGGCAGCAGCUGCUGGAGGGGGGGGCCGACGACGACACCGUGGUGUUCCCGCUGGUCCAGAUGAAGCCUCUGGGGAUCCAGAUCGACGAGCAGGUCACUCAGCGGCUGCUGACGGACGCCGGGCCGGACGCCGCCGUCUUUCUGACGUCGGGUUACUUCAACCUGACGCAGCCGUACAUGCGCAUGGUGCUCGGCGCCGGCGCCGGCGCCAGAUUCCGCAUCCUCACCGCCGCGCCCGAGGUCAACGGCUUCUUCGGGGCCAAGGGCGUCGCCGGAGCCAUCCCCGCCGCCUACACCCUCAUCGCCAGGCAGUUCUACGGCCAGGUGUGUCUUCAGGGGCAGCAGGGGAGGGUCCACCUGCACGAGUACCACAGGUCGCAGUGGACCUUCCACGCCAAAGGUCUGUGGUAUUACCUCCAGGGGCAGGAUCGGCCUUGCCUCACUCUGAUCGGCUCCCCGAACUUCGGUUACCGCUCGGUGCACCGUGACCUGGAGGCCCAGGUCGCCAUAGUUACGGAGAACGCGGCGCUGCAGAUCCAGCUGCAGGAGGAGCAGCAGGCUUUGUACCAGCAGGCCAGCGAGGUUUCCGUCGCCACCUUCGAGCGGCCGGAGCGCCGCGUCAAGCUGUGGGUGAAGCUGCUCACUCCCCUCAUCAAGAACUUCUUCUGAGACGCCACCAGGAAGGAGAAGUCUGCGGUGUUCUUGGGGUCAAAGGUCAUUCGUCCUCUGCAGACGGGACGCUUCCUCCUCAGUGGGUCCACGAAGUGACAAACACUCAAGUGGAGAAGAUGCGCUUUUUUUGGUUUGUUUUGCGCUCAUCUGUCGUAACUCUUGAGUUGUGGAACUGCCGACAUUGUUCAUCUCCCAGUCGAUGUGAUGGUGACCAGGUGGCUGCGUUGAAGGGUCACGACCCCUAAGGCCUCAAUAGUCUGUUAUCUUUGUACAUUGAAGGCGACGAGGUGGUGAGUUUUUACACUAACUUCUAAUGUUUGAACCUUUUUUGGUGCAGUAACAGAUUUUAAAUAUUGUUCCAAAUCGCUUAAAAUCCUCCAAGCAAUAAAAUAAAACUACUCAAAAGUGGUUCAACAUUUUCAAAGCAUCACAAUAAGUUAUUUUCCAGUGUUUGUUUGAAAUGAAAACCAGUUAAAUGUUGGUUUGAAAACUUUUAAU
Molecule: messenger RNA, 2250 nt
Organism: Pungitius pungitius (ninespine stickleback)
Lineage: Eukaryota; Metazoa; Chordata; Actinopteri; Perciformes; Gasterosteidae
Product: CDP-diacylglycerol--glycerol-3-phosphate 3-phosphatidyltransferase, mitochondrial
Exons: 11
Coding region: 160-1749 (529 amino acids)
Biological process (GO): cardiolipin biosynthetic process
Cellular component (GO): mitochondrion
Molecular function (GO): CDP-diacylglycerol-glycerol-3-phosphate 3-phosphatidyltransferase activity
Source: RefSeq, a predicted model, not a curated record